Lolium perenne is the source of this 866-nucleotide messenger RNA. RefSeq lists its product as uncharacterized. Lineage: Eukaryota; Viridiplantae; Streptophyta; Magnoliopsida; Poales; Poaceae. Gene Ontology annotation, biological process: protein folding; protein import into mitochondrial matrix; protein stabilization. Gene Ontology annotation, molecular function: protein-folding chaperone binding; zinc ion binding. Gene Ontology annotation, cellular component: mitochondrion. The record is from RefSeq and is a predicted model, not a curated record.
AAGCUCAAAGAAAGAAAGAAAAAAGCACCCGCGGCCGCCGUCUCUCUCCUCUCCAUCUCUCCUCCGACGCCAUGGCCGCAGCCCGGAUGCUCCCGCUACUGCGACGCCGUCUCGUAGGCGUCCUCUCUCAGCCGCCCGUUCCUUCCUCUAGAGGACUAUUGUUUCCGUCUCCGACAACCACAGGGUUUAGGUCUCUCCAAACAAUCAUCGAAUCGACCAAUAACGUGCCGCACGGCUGUCGCCAGGACCCGGAGGGUUCCAAAACCUUUGCCCCACCACCGCCAUCUUUGGUACCUGCAGCGCAGUCAAGCUUCAAAGUCAGAGAUGCCUCGAACUUGCAAAUCUCGCCGAGGCAUGACCUGGCAAUGAUCUUCACGUGCAAGCUCUGCGACACGAGGUCCAUGAAAAUGGCCAGCCGGGAGUCGUACGAGAACGGGGUGGUGGUCGCGCGCUGUGGUGGCUGCAAUAACCUCCACCUUAUGGCAGACAGGUUUGGUUGGUUUGGUCAGCCUGGGAGCAUCGAGGACUUCCUGGCAGAGAAAGGGGAAGAGGUUAAGAAAGGCGCAACGGAUACUCUCAACUUCACUCUGGAGGACUUGGCUGGGACUCAGGUCAAGCCGAAGGAAACUUAUGGGGAAAAUUAAGUUUCUUUGCAGUAUGUAGUCUUAUGGUCCAGCUGCUAUAAAAUGGUUAGGGAAAAGAAAUCGGCCGGUUUCAUGGCUUCUCAAGUAGAAUACUACAAGUUGCUAAGUUUUUGCUUAAAACUGCAAUACUGAAUUUCUUGUAGUGUACUACUCCCAUUUUGUAGCAGAUUUGGAUUGUGUAUUAUCAUCCUUGUUCCAUCAUGUUCCUGACGAAACAAGAUA